This is a messenger RNA of Aspergillus glaucus CBS 516.65, 1073 nucleotides long. Its product is annotated as glutathione S-transferase family protein. The transcript has a single exon. The record is from RefSeq and is a predicted model, not a curated record. The coding region runs from base 264 to 908 and encodes 214 amino acids. NCBI's taxonomy places the organism in Eukaryota, Fungi, Ascomycota, Eurotiomycetes, Eurotiales, Aspergillaceae.
CCAGUUAGCUGUUCAAGACUUUGAUAACGGCCAUGUCUCUGCCUUGUCAGCCAGCGUCCAUCUGACAUGGAUUAGAAAUUCAAAUCCUGCAGCCCAGACCGCAGCAGGAACGAGAUCUCUGCCCAACACGGAGUCCGGAGUGGCUUAGCAGAGGAAGACUUCUUGCAUGAUACAUCGGAUAGAGCUUUCUGCGACAUACAUAUCCCGAUACACCCCGCUCAAGCCUACCUAUACCAGCAACAGAGCAAAAUUACUCCUCCAGAAUGUCACAAAUCAAGUUCUUCUUCGCGACAGGCGCAUGCUCCUUGUGCCCGCAUAUUCUUCUCCAUGAAGUUGGAACAGACUUUGAACCGAUCAUAGUCAAGAGAAAUGGAACAGAGGUCCACUUCCCGGAUGACUUCCACCGCAUCAACCUUAAGAUGCGCGUGCCCGUUAUUUCUAUCAACAACCAGGUAAUCACCGAACUACCAGCCGUGGCUACAGCCAUCUCCAGCCUCGCCCCAGAGAAACACCUGAUGGGCCGCACGCCAAUGGAAACGGCAAAAAUAUACGAAUGGUUGAACUAUCUCUCGGGGACGUUGCACGCGGGUGGCUUCGGUCAUCCCUGGAGACCGGAACGCUGGACCACAUCAACUGACCCCGCAAGCCUAGACGCCGUCAAGGCCAAAGCCUUGGAGACGAUAUUGGAAGCUUACCAGUACAUUGAAGGAAGAUUGAACGGGGCCCAUGCUGUGGGUGACUACUUUACAGCGGUCGAUCCCUUCUUGUACGUUUUCUACAGAUGGGGCUGGAUCAUUGGCCGCGACAUGUUGGCGUAUCCGAAAUACUCGGCUUUGGUUCGGAAUUUGGAGACUCGCUCGGCUGUGAGGGUGACACUGGCCAAGGAGGAGCUUGCAUCUCAGUUUUAAACCGAUGUUCGGCUUUAAAGUGCAUAUAUGUGACACUACAUAGCUGUUUAUACAUUAUUUUCUCAGGAACCAGACGAAUUCUGGGUGUAUGUACCCCUGGUAAUUGCCCCAUGAAUGACUCCAUAUGUAAUGUUACUAUUACUAGACAGAAUUACGGCAGAGCCU